This is a messenger RNA of Stegastes partitus (bicolor damselfish), 3355 nucleotides long. RefSeq names its product GTPase activating protein (SH3 domain) binding protein 1 (gene g3bp1). The transcript is spliced from 12 exons. Gene Ontology annotation, molecular function: mRNA binding. Gene Ontology annotation, cellular component: cytosol; ribonucleoprotein complex. NCBI's taxonomy places the organism in Eukaryota, Metazoa, Chordata, Actinopteri, Pomacentridae. The coding region runs from base 140 to 1630 and encodes 496 amino acids. The record is from RefSeq and is a predicted model, not a curated record.
GGUAACCGAGCACUCCAGCACGUUGUGAAGCCGCUAGUGUACCUGGCAGCCAAACGAGGUGAUUCAAAGAAAUCACUUGUUUCUAAAGCAGCGUAUUUUUUGAUAACUACCCCAUUGAGAUUUCCAGUUGACCAAAGAAAUGGUGAUGGAGAAGCCAAGUGCCCAGCUGGUCGGGCGAGAGUUUGUCCGACAGUAUUACACACUCCUGAACCAGGCCCCCGACUACCUGCACAGGUUUUAUGGAAAGAACUCCUCCUACGUGCAUGGCGGCUUGGACAGCAACGGCAAACCAGUAGAGGCCGUUUAUGGACAAUCUGAGAUCCAUAAGAGGGUGAUGGCUCUGAGCUUCCGAGACUGUCAUACCAAGAUCAGACACGUGGAUGCUCAUGCCACCCUGAACGAGGGUGUGGUGGUGCAGGUGAUGGGCGAGCUGUCCAACAACAUGCAGCCCAUGAGGAAGUUCAUGCAGACCUUUGUGCUCGCGCCCGAGGGUACGGUUGCAAACAAAUUCUACGUCCACAACGACGUGUUUCGUUACCAGGACGAGGUGUUCGGUGACUCUGACUCUGAGCCUCCAGAAGAGUCUGAGGAUGAGGUGGAGGAGCUGGAGGAGAGGGUUCCAUCUCCGGACGUUGCUCCAGAGGAGUCUGCUCCCUUCUAUGACCCAACAGCCUGUUCGGAGCCAGCAGUUCCUGGUGACGAGGAAGAGGCAGCAGCAAGUCCAGAACCAGAGCCAGAGGUGGAGAAGGAGGCCGAGGCCGCUGUGUUGGAGCUGAAGUCGGAGACGAUGCUAGAGACACAGACCGAUGGCCACACGACCGACGACCAGACAGAGAAAAGCCCUGCUGCUGCCACUCCACCAACUACAGAACCUGCCUCUGCGCCUGCUGAACCUGCCCCUGCCGCUCCAGAAGAAAACAGACCGUUCUCCUGGGCGUCAGUCACCAGUAAGAACCUCCCUCCCAGCGGUGCUGUCCCAGUCUCAGGAAUCCCCCCACACGUCGUCAAAGUCACUCCCACAGCACCGCCCAGAGUGGAGGUGAAGUCAGAGUCCCAAACAGCAACACAGAGGCCACAGAGAGACCAGAGACCAAGGGAACAGAGGCCUGGAGGUCCUCCUCCGGGUAACAGAGGACCCAGACCAGUUCGGGAAGGAGAGCAGGGGGAGUCAGAGGGUCGCAGGGCGACCAGGUACCCCGACGCCCACCAGCUCUUCGUUGGCAACGUCCCUCACGACGUGGACAAGACAGAACUCAAGGAGUUCUUUGAGCAGUAUGGUACAGUCCUGGAGCUGAGGAUCAACAGUGGAGGGAAGCUACCAAACUUUGGCUUCGUGGUGUUUGAUGACUCUGAACCUGUGCAGAAGAUUCUCAGCAACAGGCCCAUCAAGUUCAGAGGCGACGUCCGCCUGAACGUGGAGGAGAAGAAGACCCGCUCAGCCAGGGAGGGUGACAGGAGGGACAUGAGGCCCCGGGGUCCCGGUGGUCCUGGUGGUCCCAGAGAGCGAAUAGGAGGCGGCGGAGGACCUCGCGGCCCCCCCACCCGUGGAGGCAUGGCACAGAAGCCCAGCUUUGGGUCUGGGCGCGGAGCCGGGCCCAGCGAGGGGCGCUACUCUGCCCCACGCCAGUGAGGCACCUGUCCUCCAAACCUGAGUUAGAUUACUGUUUGGAUUCAAUUUACUUGAGUGGUUAUUGAUUUGCUGCAGCAGGAACUGAUUGGACGAAGCCAAAUUUUAAAGAAAACCCCUCACUUUUACUGUGCACCAAGGAGAAACAAUCAGUAGGAAUUAUUCAUUUUGGGAUGCUCCUCCUGCAUGGGCGGAUUUCUGACUCUACCUCCUCAUUCUUUCUCCAGAAUGUACAAGUAUUCAAGAGGGAUUUCUGUUAGUAAUCGACGCAGGUUUGGUCGAGAGCUUUCACCAUCAAGUCACGCCAGCUCCUGCUUAAUUCAGCAGCCAGUCUCGACAUCUGUCUCUCAUGAAGGUGGCUGCCUCCUCUUCCUCCCCCCACCCCACCCUCAUUCUUGUCCUCCUCCUUUUUUCACCUGCUGCUUGUCAUUUACGUUCAGAGGAAUCCAGGAUGUCACGCCUCAUCCAGCUCCACACCUCCACCUCCGUCACACGAGGUCCGUUUAUUUUCUUUGUGGCGCUGGCAAACUGUCGAAUGCUGAGUGUUUGCAGCAGCAGCGGUGCAGAUGACUCCACCCCAGGGAGUUCUGCAGGAUGCCGUCUCUGUUGUUGGUGAAACCUUCCGGGCUUUCUUGGUCACUCGGUGGAGUAUGUACAGUCUAAUGUACAACACACGUAACCCCACCUGUGGAGGCGUGGCACAGAAACCCAGCUUCGGUUCUGGAUGAGGUGCAUCACUCUGCCAUGUGUCAUUUCACGAACCUGGGUUCUGGAGUCAGGUUACUGUUUAGAGUCAAUUUUGUCAGUUUGUCAGAGUCAGUUGUUAUUGAUUUGUUGCAGUUGGAACUGAUUGGACAAAGCAAUGUUUAAAAAAAAAAAAAAAAAAAAAAAAAGUCCUUGUUGUAUUCUGCACCCAAGAGAAAAAAAUGUAACUUGGAAUUCGUCACUUUGGUUUGUUACUCAUGCAUGGACUGACUUCUGACUUGUUUCCUCCUCAUUCUGUCUCCUGAAUGUACAAAUAUUCCUAAGGGUCGUUCCCGUCAAGUCGCAGCUGCUGCUGCAGCAUCCAGUCUUGAUUCUGUCUCUCAUGAAGAUGGCUGCCUCCCUAACGCCGCCCCGACUCCAUUCUUCUUCUUCUUCUUCACCUGCUGCAUUUCCCUUUUCCUCUGAGGAAUCCAGGUUGUCACUCCUCACUUUUUGCCCUUUCCAUCUCUUCCUACUGUCUUCUUUUUUCUCCACCAACACGUAUAUUAUCUGGACUUUUGUCUUUUUUUUGUUUUUUUCACGCUGAACUUGAAUUUAUUAAGAAACAAACCGAAACACGCAAAUACAUGAAAAAAAAAAAGGGUAAAUACUACUUGAAUUGGGGAUUAAAAAACCCAGAGGUUAGGUUUUUUUUCGCGUUCUCUCUCCCUGUUUCUUAAAGGAACGUGUACUUUACUGCUUGGGCAAUCCUGUGUAUUGCUGCCACCGUUGUAUCUAGCGAUGGAUCUGUCUUAUCUUUUUAUUCUAUCAGGUCAAGAGCUGAACUGUAGUGGUUUUAUUUGAGUAAUAAUGUUGGCUUGUAAUAUGUGGAUUCACAGACGCGUCUGAGUGGAGCAUGUAUCAAAUCAUGUAUCAAAACCUGUUGUUAGGCUUCUACUACCGAUGCACUUCAUCGUCAUCAUGUUUAAUAAGAGCUCACCUGCCGAUGAGAGAACUAAAUUAAAAGUGAUUUACUGUUUUAAA